CAGCUUCCUCUCUUUUUGUAUUUUUUGUUAUUAUACGUUUAAAAAUUAUACCGGUUUUUUAACUUCAACUAACCUUGAAAUUUACAAAAAUACUCAAAACUUACCGGGUAUUAUAAUAAAUAAAUAAUAAGUGUUAUUAACAAUGUCUUUUGAUAAUUUGAAAAAAUUAGGACGUUGUGUUGAUAAUAAAAUAAGAAAAUUAAAUAAAAUAUGGGAAACUCCACAUAAUAUUAUAAAUAAUACUAAUGCUGUUGAUAAAGAAGUACAAGUUCAAGUUGAAAAUUUUUUGACAACUAUUAAUAAGCUUCAUAAUGAAUUAAAUGAAAACAUUAUUGAACAAAAAGAAUCAACGAAUGAUGUUGAUCGUUUUAUAAAUGAAUGUAAUGAAGUAUAUAAUAAUACUAUUAAACAAGGUUGCGAUAGUAUUGAAAUAAUUUUAAAAGAAUAUGGCUACACACCAUUAAAAAUUUUCAACAACGAAUCAAUAAUAUCAGAAUCAAGUAUUUUGAAAGAGGAAGACUUACAAAAUUUAUCACUUGUAGACUCGAAUAUCAAUUUCAAUGACUUCAGUAAAGAGAGUAAUGAUUUUAAUAAUGAUGAUCAAGCCUUGGAAAAUGAUCAAGAAAAUAUGAAUACAUAUAAUGAAUUAAAUAAUGAUGUUAAGCCGAAAUGUAUUCCAACGCCAGUUAUACAACGCUUGGCAUCCAUUACAAAUCAUGAUAAUAAAGGACUGCGAUUAAAUAAUUAUGUUACUCCAUUACGUUCUUAUCCAGAGGAGCCGACAUACUCACCUUAUUAUUAUUAUAAAAAUUAAUUUAUACAUAUUGUUCAAUAAAUAAAAUAAUUUUUAACAUUUUUAAA
Microplitis demolitor is the source of this 861-nucleotide messenger RNA. RefSeq lists its product as uncharacterized. Bases 143 to 814 code for a protein of 223 amino acids. The transcript is spliced from 3 exons. The record is from RefSeq and is a predicted model, not a curated record. NCBI's taxonomy places the organism in Eukaryota, Metazoa, Arthropoda, Insecta, Hymenoptera, Braconidae.